UUUGCGCUCAACCUUGCUGUUACAGUCUCAAAGCAAGCGGGGAAAGGAUUUAUUUUAGAGGUCUCCGGGACCUCUUACUUUUCCCACAAUGGAGCAACAAUCACACAGGGCGCAUCGGCCCGCGAAGGAGAAGAAAAAGUAUGAUGGUCCUAAUCCGAAAGCUUUUGCUUUCUCGAAUCCUGGAAAGUUGAACAAGGCCGGCGCAAGAUCGCACGAUAUCAAAGAGAAAAGACUCCAUGUGCCCCUCGUUGAUCGCCUGCCCGAGGAGGCGCCUCCUCUCAUCGUCGCCGUCGUCGGACCGCCUGGAGUGGGCAAAACGACUCUCAUCAAGUCCCUGAUUCGCCGAUACACAAAACAAACUCUCAGCACACCGAAAGGCCCGUUGACCGUGGUGACCUCCAAGAAACGCCGUCUUACAUUCCUCGAAUCCCCCUCCGACUCCCUCGCCAGCAUGAUCGAUGUCGCCAAGAUCGCCGAUAUUGUGCUGUUGAUGAUUGACGGGAACUACGGAUUCGAGAUGGAGACGAUGGAGUUCUUGAACGUCCUUGGCUCCCACGGUAUGCCCGGAAACGUUUUCGGUAUCCUCACCCAUCUCGAUCUCUUCAAGAAGCAGAGCACGCUGCAGGCCGCCAAGAAGCGCCUCAAGCACCGUUUCUGGAGCGAACUCUACAACGGCGCCAAACUGUUCUACUUGUCCGGAGUCGUCAACGGUCGCUAUCCUGAUCGCGAGGUUCACAAUCUUUCCCGCUUCCUGUCCGUCAUGAAAAACCCCAGACCCCUCGUAUGGCGUAACUCCCACCCGUACGCCCUCGCAGAUCGGUUCUUGGAUAUCACGCCACCCACCCAGAUUGAGGAAGACCCGAAGUGCGACAGAACGAUAGCCCUUUACGGUUACCUGCGUGGUACCAAUUUUUCGGCCCAGGGUGCGCGUGUACAUGUCCCAGGUGUUGGCGAUUUGACGGUCUCCGGUAUCGAGUCCCUGCCGGACCCGUGCCCGACCCCGUUCAUUGAGCAGCAAACAGCAAAAGCUACUGGAAAGUCGAACAGGCGCCGAUUAGGAGACAAGCAGAAACUGCUUUUCGCGCCCAUGUCUGAUGUUGGUGGUGUUUUGGUGGACAAGGAUGCCGUUUACAUUGAUGUCAAGACCUCGAAUUUUGAGCGAAAUGAAGACGAGUCCGAUGAUGAAGAGCGCGGCCUUGGCGAGCAACUGGUUGUUGGCCUGCAGGGUGAGCGCAAGCUUCUCGGUGAGGCUGACGGCGGUGUCCGCCUCUUCCGCGGUGGCGAAGCCAUUGCAAAAGCAGAUGACGAGGAUGGUGCUGCUGGAAGAAAACACAAGCGUCACGCUCGAUUCCUGGAGGGUGAAAACAACAAUGCCGAUGUGGCCGGCGAAGAAGAUGAAGGUUUCGAGAGCGCAGAGAAUGAGGAUGAAGCCGAGGAUAUUGAUGAGGAUGACCUGGACGAAGACCUCAGCGAGGAUGAGGAGAUUGAUGCCUCUGCACCCGCAGAUUUCGAAGCCAGCUUCAAGGAGAGGCAAAACGGCAACGUUCGCCAGACCGAAGGUGAUCUAGAAUUCGCCGACAGCGACUCUGAUCUCGGCUCUAUCUCGUCGGUGGAGGAUCAGAUUCUCGAAAGCGAUGAGGAUGAGGACUCUGACGAUGAGGGUAACGGCCGAUGGAAAGAGAACAUGCUUGCCAAUGCGAAGGCACUCCACUCGAAGCGCCCGGCAUUCCGCAUCACUGAUUUGUCUCGUAUGCUGUAUGACGAUUCUAUUGCGCCCGAGGAUGUGAUGCCACGAUGGAGUGGUCGUGACGAGAACGAGGACGACGAGGACGAGGAGCAGGAAGCAGGCGAUGAAGAGGAAGACACCUUCUUCAAGAAGACGAAUGCUGAGCAGAAGGAGGAGGAGGAGUACCGUCACGUCCCGGAGUUUGACUACACCAAGCUGGAAGAAAAGUGGCAGGAUGAAGAACUUAUUGAAUCUCUAAGGAGCAGGUUCGUCACAGCCAAGUUGUCCGGAGGGGACGAUGACGACGAUUCGGAUGUUGACGAUGCGUUCGAAUCGGACGACGAAGGAGAUGGUGAAUUUGAAGACCUGGAGACGGGAGAAGCCUUCAACGGUCUUUCUGACGACGAAGAGGGUGGCGAGGAUGACAACAAGAAAGAAGAGGGCCCCGUGGAUCUGGACGCUGAGCGUGAACGCAAUGCGAAGAAGAAGGAAGAGCUGCGACUUCGUUUCGAGGAAGAGGACCGCGAAGGAUUUGCAAACUCCAAGGACAAUUCACGAAAGGACGGCGGAGGUGAUGAGGAGUUCGGGGAGGACGAGUGGUACGACAUGCAGAAGGCCAAGCUACAGAAGCAGCUCGACAUCAACCGCGCCGAGUUCGAUAUGCUCGACCCGGCGUCGCGAGCCAGAGCUGAAGGCUUCAAGGCCGGAACAUACGCACGUAUCGUUCUCGAGAAGGUGCCCUGCGAGUUCGCUACGAAGUUCAACCCCCGUUAUCCGGUGAUCGUCGGUGGACUUGCACCUACCGAGGACCGAUUCGGCUACGUCCAGGUCCGCAUCAAGAGACACCGUUGGCACAAGAAGAUCCUCAAGAGCGGUGACCCUCUCAUCUUCUCCCUCGGUUGGCGUCGCUUCCAGUCGCUGCCUAUCUACAGCACCUCCGACAGUCGGACGCGUAACCGCAUGCUCAAGUACACUCCGGAACACAUGCACUGCUCCGGUACCUUCUACGGGCCCCUCGUGGCGCCCAACACCGGUUUCUGCUGUCUCCAAUCCUUCUCCAACAAGGCGCCCGGGUUCCGCAUCGCCGCCACUGGUGUGGUGUUGAACGUCGACGAGCACACGGAGAUCGUCAAGAAGCUCAAGCUGACUGGUGUUCCGUACAAGAUCUUCAAGAACACGGCCUUCAUCAAGGACAUGUUCAACUCGUCCCUGGAGAUUGCCAAGUUCGAAGGCGCCUCGAUCCGUACGGUAUCCGGCAUCCGUGGUCAGAUCAAGCGCGCACUGAGCAAGCCGGAAGGAUACUUCCGUGCCACCUUCGAGGACAAGAUCCUCAUGAGUGACAUCGUCUUCCUGCGUGCCUGGUAUCCGAUCAAGCCGCACCGCUUCUACAACCCGGUCACCAACUUGCUGGAUCUGGCCGAAGAGGGUGCGGCCGACAGUGGCUGGCAGGGCAUGCGUCUCACCGGUGAAGUCCGUCGGGAGAAGGGCAUCCCUACUCCCCUCGAAAAGAACUCGGCGUACCACAAGAUCGAGCGUCCCGAGCGUCACUUCAAUCCUCUUCGGGUGCCCCGGCAGCUAGCCACCGAUCUCCCCUUCAAGUCCCAGAUCACCAAGAUGAAGCACAACAAGGACAAGACCUACAUGCAGAAACGGGCUGUGGUCCUUGGCGGCGAGGAGAAGAAGGCGCGUGACCUCAUGCAGAAGCUCAACACCAUGCGCAACGAGAAGCAGGCCAAGCGUGCGGCGAAGCAAGAGGAGCGUCGCAAGGUCUACCGCGCCAAGGUGGCUGAAAAUCUGGAGAAGAAGGCCGAGCGGGAAAAGAGAGAGCGCGACGACUACUGGCGUCGCGAAGGUAAGAAGCGGAAGAACCAAGACGGAGAAGGCGGUGGAGGAGGCAAGAAGCGCAGGUGAAGCACCUAGGUGGGUGUUUGUCCUAUCAUCUUGCUUCUGGGGUCAUAUACAGGUUUUUUGUCUCAAAAAAAGUUAUUCUGUGAAUAAUGUCCAAGUGUAUCUAUGUGCACGCUGCAUGGGAUGGAAGGCGUUGAAUUUGUUGAUUGGACUCUAUUUCUUCUUGACAUGUUGAACAUAUAUCAUUGUUACUUGUUCUUUG
Messenger RNA from Aspergillus homomorphus CBS 101889, 3836 nucleotides. RefSeq names its product GTPase BMS1. Gene Ontology annotation, molecular function: U3 snoRNA binding; GTP binding; GTPase activity. Gene Ontology annotation, cellular component: nucleus; 90S preribosome. Lineage: Eukaryota; Fungi; Ascomycota; Eurotiomycetes; Eurotiales; Aspergillaceae. Gene Ontology annotation, biological process: maturation of SSU-rRNA from tricistronic rRNA transcript (SSU-rRNA, 5.8S rRNA, LSU-rRNA); endonucleolytic cleavage of tricistronic rRNA transcript (SSU-rRNA, 5.8S rRNA, LSU-rRNA); ribosome biogenesis. The record is from RefSeq and is a predicted model, not a curated record. The transcript has 4 exons. The coding region runs from base 89 to 3637 and encodes 1182 amino acids.